This is a messenger RNA of Rotaria sp. Silwood2, 465 nucleotides long. The record is from the annotation of a GenBank genome assembly. Lineage: Eukaryota; Metazoa; Rotifera; Eurotatoria; Philodinida; Philodinidae.
AUGAAAAUUCUAUCCAUAAUUGGUUGGAAUCGGCAACAUGGCAAACUUGAAAAGAGAUUUAAUGAUGAAGCACCAUUGAACAAUGAUGGUUUAACUCCUUGUCAUCCUUCUUUACUUCAUUCAUCUACAAUCAAUAGUCAUCAAGGUCAUUUAACAACUACACAAACAAAUGAAGUAUUAGAAAAUAUUGGUGAAACAAGUGGUGGUGCUGGUCUUCUACUUCAUGAGUUAGAAAUAGAUAAAUUAAAAAAUGAUUUGAAAGUAUUAAGAGAACAUGUACUUAAAGGUGAUGAACAAGCGGCUAGAGAACAAUUACUUGUUCAAUUUGAGGCAUUAAACACUGAAUUAGAACAUCACCGUUGUGAACAAAUUGAAAUGAAAUCAAAAUUUCAAGAUUGUGUUAUGCAACAUGAAAUUGAAAGUGAUGAUGUUAGUGCAACUGAUGCAUUUGAGCAAGCAUAUUAA